Molecule: messenger RNA, 249 nt
Organism: Penicillium mononematosum
Lineage: Eukaryota; Fungi; Ascomycota; Eurotiomycetes; Eurotiales; Aspergillaceae
Product: Cytochrome P450
Exons: 2
Coding region: 1-249 (82 amino acids)
Source: RefSeq, a predicted model, not a curated record
AUGGACAGCGGACAGCCGUUGAUGCGCGUCUGGAGGUACGCGUCCAUGAGACAGAGGACUCAACUACCUGACUCUCUCUUCUAUUAUAUGGACGAGGCACUAGACUAUCAAGGGCAAGGUUACGAGUACGGAACAUGGAUGAACGAUAAAUCUCUUCUCCAACCUCGAGCCAAUGGCUCAAAACUUGAUGAAAAGAAAGAGUUCCACGAAUGGAGAGUGCCAAAGAAUACGCCUGUCAAUGACCCGUAA